AUGACCAACCUCGAAGUCUGUAUGGCUUUAUUAGAGGCAAUCGACCAGCAUCGGCUCGCGCCGGGAUGUAUGGCUGCAUGCUGUUCCGCACGCCCUGACUUCUGUGUCAUCGACGGAGAUGGUGACACGCUCGAUGCUGCUCUAUUCGACCACGAUGUUGAAUUGUCAAGCAGCCGGGCUCCAUGGACCGCGCAAGAAGUCCCGAUCGUCUUCAGGCAGUGCGGUGUCGACGACGAGUUCUGUUGCGAUAGGAAUAGGCACAUGGAGGACGACGAGGAGAAGCGGAAGGAGAUGCUCAGCCAGUACUUGAGGUAUGCCGCAGUCCUCUUCGACGUCCAGCAGCGUCUCUUCCUCGUCAUGAUCGCCGUCACGGGCCGCACGUUUCGCAUACUUCGCUGGGAUCGCUCCUGGGUUGUGAUGUCUGAGGCCGUCGACUACGCGACAUCCUGUGGUGUACAUCCCUCGCCCAUCGCUAUGUCCCUGAAAUGCUCGGGGCGGACCCUACUGCUGUUCGGCUGA
Molecule: messenger RNA, 519 nt
Organism: Dichomitus squalens LYAD-421 SS1
Lineage: Eukaryota; Fungi; Basidiomycota; Agaricomycetes; Polyporales; Polyporaceae
Exons: 2
Coding region: 1-519 (172 amino acids)
Source: RefSeq, a predicted model, not a curated record